AGCCGCUAGCCGCCAGGCCAAGUGUGGCUGAGACGCAUCGAUGAUGACGCAGCUUCCUCGGCGCCAAUGGUCUUCUAUCAGCAACCAGAAACCCGCGCCUCUCAUCGCAACACAUCUCAGACGACUCUUCUUCCUUCCAGACAAACUUCGCAACACUAUAAAACCUAAAUACCACGCGGUAUCGCAUCCACGAGCAUUACACACGAACAGCACACCACGAUCGAACGCGUAGUAUCCGUACCACUUGUCGCACGCGCAUCGUUCCACUCGCCCAAUCGCGACGAGAUACCCGCCCCCGAAUAGGGAAAUUCAAGUAUCACAACAAGUACUGCGCUAUACGCGCAUAUAACCCGCGAUCAUGUUCUUCUUCUUUACUUGCGGAACACACACAUUCACAUCCCCCCUCAAAGGCGCCGAGCACCUGACCCUGCGCUGCCAGAACUGCGGCAAUCCCACGGGCAAAGUGAUGAAGCGCUGGGAGUGGUUUACCUUCUGCUUCAUCCCCGUUAUCCCAUUCAGCCUCAAGCCGUAUAAGGAAGUCGGGUGCCACAUCUGCCAUUUCUUCCAGGACAUCAAGCAUCAUCCGGACCCUGAGCUGCAGCAGUUUGGCGGUGGUACAAAGGCGCAGGGCGGUGCUAUGCCGAUGAAUGGUUAUGGUGGGCAGGGACCGCCACAUGGUGGUGCGCCGGGUUAUGGGCCGCCGCCGCAGGGAGUGCCGCAGUAUAAAUAGCUGAGGUGAAUGAGAAGGUGUAUUGGAGUUGAGGGGUGUGUGGUGUGGCGCACUGGGGUGAUACCACUGGGGCAUGGAGAGGAGCGGUUGAUGUCCAGCCCGCCCUGUCUUUGGCGUUGUUUUGUACUUUGAAUUUGGCGUUUGGGGAUCCGCAUGAUACUGAUACCACCCUAUUCCUUGACAUUGCUAUUAGUCGAAUACGUCACACCUGAUGGACAAAGAAUCAUUUGGUGUCAAUCCAUGU
Messenger RNA from Alternaria rosae, 974 nucleotides. RefSeq lists its product as uncharacterized. NCBI's taxonomy places the organism in Eukaryota, Fungi, Ascomycota, Dothideomycetes, Pleosporales, Pleosporaceae. The record is from RefSeq and is a predicted model, not a curated record. Bases 359 to 730 code for a protein of 123 amino acids. The transcript is spliced from 2 exons.